Cannabis sativa is the source of this 1653-nucleotide messenger RNA. RefSeq lists its product as uncharacterized. The transcript is spliced from 2 exons. Lineage: Eukaryota; Viridiplantae; Streptophyta; Magnoliopsida; Rosales; Cannabaceae. Bases 1 to 1653 code for a protein of 550 amino acids. The record is from RefSeq and is a predicted model, not a curated record.
AUGUUCCAAGGCCUGGCCGGUCAGAAGAACAAUGACCUCGAGUUGGACCGAGCACGUGGAUCCCCUUUCUCCCUAGAGAUUAAUGUCUUAGAAUUGCCUCACAAGUUUAAGAGGCCAACCUGGAAGAUGUAUACAGGGAAGGAAGAUCCCUUUUCGCAUCUCAAGUAUUUUGAAAUGCAAAUGGACCUGCAAGGAGCACGAGGAGAUGUAUGUUGCAGAGUUUUUCCUACCACCCUCUUAGAGGCCACCCAACAAUGGUAUUUCAAGUUGGCGCUCGGAAGGUUUAACUCAUGGAAGGCUUUAUCCUCAGAAUUUCAUGCACAAUUCUCCUCUUCUCGUCAACUUCUGUUGCACUUAGAAGACUUGGUCAAAGUGAAGCGAAGACCAGGAGAACCUCUCCGAGCUUACAUCAGCAGAUUCAUGACGGAGGCAACUAAGGUUGCACGGGUGACUGAAGAUGGAAAGUUGUCCGAGAUACUGGGGGACAUUGAAGUUCUUAGAGAACUUUGGAAGGACCUCAGAAAGAACAGACCAAUAAAUUCUAUGAGUGACUUCCUUGAUCGUGCGGAUGGUUUUAUCAAGCUUGAAGAAGCCAUUCAUCGAGCAGAGGUUGAGCAAAAACCUAGCCAGCCAAAAGUUCCUUCUGUUGGAACAUCCGUCCAGCUCCCCCAGUACCCUAAAAGUUCAAACUCGAGUGGUAAAUGGUCCAAUAACAACAAUAGGCAAGGAAAUGGAAAAAAGGGAAAGUUUGUUGGCGAAACCGAACAAGCUCCCAGGGAGAAUACUACCAAGUUUACUGCUUUCUCCGUCCUGACAGAAGAUAUAAAAACUGUUUACAUGGCUACUCAGUCAUUAGCUCCUGGGAUAAGAAAAAAUAAUCCGCACGUGCAAAAGUAUGUCAAGGCUGAUCAAAAUCAAAAGGGCGAUAACAACAAAGAUUUACUACCACCACCAGUAGAUGGACAUCUGCAAGUCAUUAUUAGAGGUCCGCACAUAGCUGGAGAUUCAGGCAAAGCCCGGGAAAGGUAUGCCCGAACAGUACAGCAUGAGCAAGAAGAAGUAGUUCUGGCCGUCGAAGAAAGGAAACCAAAAAUACCACGAGCAGGGGAGCCCACCAUAACAUUUAGUGAUGAAGAUGAUGUCAAGAUUAGUUUCCCGCACAACGACCCGUUGGUUGUGGAAGUCCAGAUAGCCAACAAGAUGGUGGCCCGAACCAUGAUAGAUAAUGGAGCCUCUACGAACAUCUUAUUCAAAGCACCGUAUGAAAAUAUGGGGCUCCAACUCAAAGACCUAACCCCCUGUCUCCAGACUGUGUAUGGUUUCUCCGGCCAAAAUGUUACACCUCUAGGGCGAAUUCGCCUGCCCCUCACUGUUGGGCAAGCUCCGAGGAGCAUAACUAUAAUGGCACAAUUUUUAGUGUUGGACGUUCCAUCAGCAUUUAAUGUCAUGUUAGGCCGACCAGCUUUAUAUGACUUAAAAACUGUUACGUCGAUAUUCCAUUCGUGCCUUAAGUUUCCAACAAAGAAUGGGGUGGGGUGCCUGAGAGGAAAUCAACAAGUAGCUUGGGAAUAUUACAACCUUGCCCUAACCAAGGCUAAAAAGGAAGUAUCCUCUAGCCAGAGUUCGGACAAAGGGAAAAGUAUUUCCAAAUAG